Prorocentrum cordatum is the source of this 635-nucleotide messenger RNA. The record is from the annotation of a GenBank genome assembly. Lineage: Eukaryota; Dinophyceae; Prorocentrales; Prorocentraceae.
GGUGCCCCCCCCGCAGGCAGCCGAACUUUCACGGAGACGCGUGGAAGCAGGACAAGUUCGGCGAGCUGCACAACGACGCCGCCAGCGGCAAGGCGGCCUGCUUCAAGCGCUCGUCCAUGUUCAACGCCUGGUGCGGCGUCACCGACGCGGUGAUGAUGCUGGUGCCGCCCAAGAGACCCGCGCCGCCCCCCGAGGUUGGAUGCUUCAUCUGGUACCCCAGCGGCUGUCCCAAGCAGCCCACGGUGAAGUCCAACCCCAACCAGUGGAAGCACGACACCUGGGCAGAGAGCAACGCGAACGCGCGCGUCGACCGGGGAGCGUGCCUGAAGCGCAAGUUCCACCUCGGCGCCUGGUGCGGCACGAACGACGUGGAGGUGCUCUUCGUCUCGGAGGAGGAGGCGAAGGAGAACGCCCUGGCGAGCGAGCUUGCCCGCGGUGCGGCAGACGCCGCGGCGUUCCAGCCGCUGAGCCGGGCCGUCGAUGCUGGCUUUGCCACCACCGGCGCGCCGAUGGUGCCAGCGGAGGCGCCCGAUCUCCCAGUGGAGGCGGGGUGCUACCUGUGGACGCCCAGCGGCUGCACGCCGGCCGGCCUCCACGCGCAGUUCCGCUGGAAGCGGGACACCUACGGCGAGGAG